GCGCGUCCGAGAUUCGUUGAGUGUGGUUUACAAGUGGAAUAAAUUCUGAUAUUUUUUAAUCUUUUUAUUGGCGUUCUAAGUUUGUGUUCUCGCUUUGGUUGUGCAUUGCUUUCUGCUGUAAUUUAAGUGCACGAAAUGCAUUCUGCGGCACUGCGCGGCACAUUCGGCGGCGGUGCCCUUAAAGUUUUCAUUGUUUUGUUGAUAUGCUCGGUCAGUUUCAAUUUGAAUGAAGCGCGUCCGAAAAAUGCGAAACAAAAAGCAACAACGUUAGAAAAGAAAUGCGGUUAUGAGAGUUGCCAUAAAACUAAACCAAACAUGCUCAAUGUUCAUCUGAUUCCCCACACUCACGAUGAUGUGGGGUGGUUAAAAACUGUCACUCAAUACUAUUAUGGCAGCAAAUCACUUAUCCAAAAAGCUGGCGUGCAAUACAUCUUAGACUCAGUGGUGGAGCAGCUUCUGAAGGAUCCCGAAAAGCGGUUUAUCUACGUCGAAUCUGCAUUCUUCUUCAAAUGGUGGCGCGAACAGGAUCCGGAGCUACAAGAGCAAGUGAAAAUGUUGGUGAAUGAGGGAAGACUGGAGUUCAUCGGCGGUGCUUGGAGUAUGAACGACGAGGCUACAACGCAUUAUCAAAGCGUUAUCGAUCAAUUUACAUGGGGGUUGAGGCGCCUCAAUGAUACAUUUGGUGAAUGUGCACGUCCACGCGUUGGCUGGCAGAUCGAUCCUUUCGGGCAUUCACGUGAAAUGGCGUCGAUGUUUGCGCAGAUGGGUUUCGAUGGACUAUUUUUUGGACGGCUCGAUUAUCAGGAUAAAUCAGAGCGUUUACUAACCAAAACAGCGGAGAUGAUAUGGCGUGCUUCGGCUAAUUUAGAUGAAUCUGCUCAUCUUUUCACUGGCGCUCUCUACAAUCAAUACCAGCCACCGCCCGGCUUUUGCUUCGACAUUCUCUGCGCCGAUGAGCCAAUAAUCGACUCAAAGCAUAGCCCAGAUUAUAACGUCAACCGGCGGGUGAAUGAUUUUUUGAAAUUUGUCGAUCAACAAGCGAAAUAUUAUCGCACUAACAACAUAAUCAUUACAAUGGGUGGCGACUUUACAUUCCAGGAUGCUAAUGUGUAUUUCAAAAAUUUGGAUAAGUUGAUAAGAUACACCAACGCACGCCAAGAGAAUGGUUCCAAUGUUAAUCUACUCUACUCCACACCUUCCUGCUAUCUAAAGUCUCUGCACGAUGCCGGCAUAACUUGGCCCACCAAGGAUGACGACUUCUUCCCAUACGCUUCGGAUCCACACGCCUACUGGACGGGGUACUUCACUUCACGCCCAACCCUAAAGCGUUACGAACGUUUAGGCAAUCAUUUCCUGCAGGUCUGCAAGCAACUCACUGCUCUGGCACCCAAAACUGCUGCCCACUUCAAUCCACAUCUCUCGUUCUUGCGUGAAUCAAUGGGUAUAAUGCAACAUCACGAUGCAGUCACGGGUACGGAAAAGCAAGCGGUGGCCGGAGACUAUGCACUUCGUUUGGAAGUGGCUAUACGAGCAUGCGCCACGAAUACUAGAGCAAUAUUGAAUCAACUGACCGCGGAUACGGAUGUAGCCAGAAGUGUUACAGAAUCUGGCAAUGAAGGGCAGCGAAAACCCAGAUGGGCCACUAGUCCUAAGAAGGAAUAUAAGUUCCAGUUUGAAACCUGUACGCUACUUAACAUCAGUUCGUGUGAGGUACCGGAGCAGGCAGACAAAUUCAUAUUGACUCUGUACAAUCCAUUGGCGCAAACGGUAUUUGAUUAUGUGCGCGUACCGGUGCCGGAUGUGAAUUACCAGGUUAAGGACUUUGAUGGUGUAACGAUUGAGACACAAUUCUUACCGGUGCCAGCGCCAAUACAGGAUCUGAAUUUCCGCAAAUCUAAAGCACCGUAUGAACUCGUCUUCCCUGCACGUGAUCUACCACCUCUUGGUUAUAAAUCGUACUAUAUAACAAAAACAAAUGAAAACCAUAUGAUACCCGUGCCGGAUCCCGAAAACAUGUCGAGUUUCACAAGCAUCGGAAAUGAGUACAUUCGUCUCACGUUCGACACGAACGGCUUCCUUGUGACCGUCACCGCCGACGGUAUGACACGCAUUGUUAACCAAGAAUUUGUGUACUAUGAGGGCGCGGUAGGCAACAAUCGCGAGUUCCGUAAUCGCUCCUCUGGCGCAUACAUUUUCCGUCCCGCCACUGAUCAAGUGCGCUCCAUUUCACUUCAACCGAAACUGAAAAUCUAUCGCGGCAAUCUAGUCGAGGAAGUGCAUCAGUCCUUCAACGAUUGGAUCAGUCAAGUAGUGCGUGUCUACCGUCAGCAACCUUAUGCCGAGUUCGAGUGGUUAGUGGGCCCGAUACCAGUGGAUGACAACAAGGGUAAAGAAAUUAUCAGCCGCUUCAACUCAGAUAUAAAUUCCGGUGGCAUAUUCUAUACCGAUUCUAACGGUCGUGAGAUGAUCAAACGUAAGCGAGAUCAUCGCGAUACUUGGAAGUUGAAGUUGUUGGAGCACACAUCGGGCAACUAUUAUCCGAUCACAACAAAGAUCGCAAUAGAAGACGACACUGCGCGCAUGGCCAUACUUACGGAUCGUGCGCAAGGUGGUAGCUCCAUGGGUGAUGGUUCAUUGGAAUUGAUGGUGCAUCGACGAUUAUUGCAUGAUGAUGCCUUCGGUGUUGAUGAGGCGCUAAACGAAACCGCCUACGGUGAGGGUUUGGUGGCGCGUGGCACGCACUAUUUAAUACUGGGUGCAUCGAAAAAGAAGCAGAGCCCAACGACGCAGGCGAUUGAACGUAUCACCCAGUUGCGGAAGUUGCUGCCAGCUUGGAGUUUCUUUAGCAAUGCGGAGAAUAUAACUUAUGAAGAUUGGCGUGAAAAUUGUAGUAACAUUUUCACUGGCGUGGGAUUGGAGCUGCCUGCCAAUAUUCAUCUCAUGAGCUACGAACCGUGGCGCGACAACGAAGUGCUCGUACGCUUCGAGCACAUACUUGAGAAGGACGAAGAUCCCGAACUCUCCAAGUCUGUGCAGUUCAACGUACAAAGCGUUUUGUCGAGCUUAAAGAUUGCUGACAUGCGCGAGACCACACUAGCGGCAAAUGCUUGGUUGGGCGAUAAUCAGCGUCUGGAAUUCGUGCCUGACGAACCUGAGGUUUCCUACAAUUCGUAUGGCGUUUAUCACAGAUCAUUCGACGAACAACUUCUGUUACGAGCGGAUAAACCUCUUUUGGGUGCCAAAUAUUACAGUGAGACUGGAACUAAAGAAGAAGAAGAAGACGUGGAAGAAGAAGAGGAGCAACUGGCUAUGCAAACGAACCGUUUGAAGCGUGUAGCCGACGAGUCUGAAGAGUUGAAUCGCAAGCGUGCAGAAAAACUGCGCAGGCACAAGGUUGUACGGCAGAAAUUGACGGAAGGCGUUGCGGAUGAUGAUAAUCGUUUCAUUGUAGAAUUGAGUCCAAUGCAAAUGCGCACCUACAUACUCACUUUGCAGAAAGAUAACUAAAUGAGAUUAGAGUAAAGUGGGUUUUUCACAUGUUUCCGUGUUUACUGUAGACUUAGUUGUGUAAAAACUCAUUGUGAAUUGAUAAAUAUUUUGCAGAACGAUGGUUAGCAAAUGUUUCUAAAUAAAUGCAUGAGUACCAAAUAAA
Messenger RNA from Anastrepha obliqua, 3652 nucleotides. RefSeq names its product lysosomal alpha-mannosidase (gene LManII). Gene Ontology annotation, biological process: mannose metabolic process. Bases 136 to 3507 code for a protein of 1123 amino acids. Gene Ontology annotation, molecular function: alpha-mannosidase activity; carbohydrate binding. The transcript has 10 exons. The record is from RefSeq and is a predicted model, not a curated record. Gene Ontology annotation, cellular component: lysosome. NCBI's taxonomy places the organism in Eukaryota, Metazoa, Arthropoda, Insecta, Diptera, Tephritidae.